UAAUUCUUAAUUUGAGAAGAAACAAUUCUUCAAAAAUAUCAUAUAAUUAAGAAACGGCAGAAAUAUUCAAAUUCACAAAAUUCUUACCGAAGUAUCAAAAGCGCCCCUUAGGGCUGUCGCGCUGGCGUCAUUUCUGGGCGACGGUUUCGCCGCCCUCGGUUCACGAGCACCGCCGGUUAAGGAUCUCAUGGCGUUCGGUUCUGUUUUACACAAUAAUCAACACAAUAUUGGGCGCAGUGAACCGCCGGUCGGUGUUGGGGAUCCGUGUGCCGGCUGUAAUAAACCAAUAUUAGAUAAAUUUUUGUUAAAUGUUUUAGAACGUGGUUGGCAUGCGUCAUGCGUGCGUUGCUGUGAAUGCCUUCAGCUACUUACAGAUAAAUGCUUUAGUCGAGAGUCCAAAUUAUAUUGCCGGAAUGACUUUUAUAGACGCUACGGCACCAAAUGCAGUGGUUGCGGUCAAGGUAUUGCACCAUCCGAUCUCGUUAGAAAACCGCGUGAUAAGGUUUUUCACCUAAAUUGUUUCACAUGUUGUAUCUGCCAUAAACAGCUUAGCACGGGAGAACAGCUCUACGUUCUAGACGAUAAUAAAUAUAUAUGCAAAGAUGAUUAUCUGCUCGGUAAGACGCCUUCGGUUUGUGGCCAUAAUUCCUUAAGCGACUCUUUAAUGGGAUCAGCGAGUGAAGAUGAAGAUGAUGAUGACCCACCGCAUUUACGAGGUUCGUCUCUUGGACUUGGUGUCUUGGGACCUAACGGUCCAGACUCAGCGGGCGGACCACUGGGAGCAUCAGAUAUUUCAGUACAAAGUAUGAGUACCGAUAGCAAAAAUACCCACGACGAUUCAGAUCAGGGAUCCUUAGAUGGUGACCCUGAUGGUCGAGGUGAUUCCCAGGCAGAAAAUAAAAGUCCCGACGACGCUAAUGGUUCAAAAAGACGCGGUCCACGUACAACGAUAAAAGCCAAACAGCUAGAGGUGCUAAAGACAGCCUUUAAUCAAACACCGAAACCGACGCGACAUAUUCGAGAACAGCUCGCGAAAGAAACUGGGUUACCGAUGCGUGUGAUACAAGUGUGGUUUCAAAAUAAACGCUCGAAAGAAAGACGAAUGAAACAAAUAACUAGCAUGGGUAGACCACCGUUUUUCGGUGGUGCGAGAAAGAUGCGAGGUUUUCCCAUGAACUUAUCCCCCGGUGGCCUUGAUGACGGUCCAGGCUUUCCUUACUUUGCUGCCGAUGGUAAAUUUGAAUUUGGCUAUGGACCUCCUUUUCAUCCUCACGACGGGCCUUUUUUUCCCGGGCAUCCCGGAGGACCAAUGCCUUUUAAUGCACCCAGCGGACCAAUGGAUCACGCGGGACCCAUACCCAUGGUCAAUGAAUUUGGCUUAACGCCAGAAUCAAAUUUUUUAAGCCAAGCCGGCGGACCUCCAAUUAAUAUACAAUCGGCUGGUGGUCCUCAACCAUCAACCGAACAUCUUUUAGCUGCUCAGCAACAACAACAACAACAGCAACAACAGCCACCGCAACCGAACCAACCAAAUGGACCACGUCCAACAUCGCCCGAAUUCAUGACAGCGGCGAAUUUCAGCGAACCUCAAAAUAUACAAAACGAACAGCUUGUUUGGUAAUAUACAAAACAACUGGCUACGCGUUUACUCAUAUGGAAAACGCUAGCCGAACACCAAGGACUCCAAAGACAAAGUCAAGAUUAAUACGUCAAUACGAUCAAUGCGUCAGAAUUGCUUACUGAAAGAAUAAACAAAAAAAAAAAACAAAAAACAAAAAAAACACUAAUUAAAAAAAAAAAUAGAAAACUUGGCAACAACUCGCCCCCUCUCUCCACCCAAAACGUUCUCAAACUCUCU
Molecule: messenger RNA, 1858 nt
Organism: Glossina fuscipes
Lineage: Eukaryota; Metazoa; Arthropoda; Insecta; Diptera; Glossinidae
Gene: Lim1
Product: LIM/homeobox protein Lhx1
Exons: 7
Coding region: 188-1621 (477 amino acids)
Biological process (GO): regulation of transcription by RNA polymerase II; neuron differentiation
Cellular component (GO): nucleus
Molecular function (GO): RNA polymerase II transcription regulatory region sequence-specific DNA binding; DNA-binding transcription factor activity, RNA polymerase II-specific
Source: RefSeq, a predicted model, not a curated record